AAAAAAUCGCCCAAAAUAUACAGAGCACAGACGCGAAAGAGGGAAAGGUCAUUCAGACCUAUUUCGCGUGACACCUACUUCUCUCCUCCUCUGCUCCCCACAGCGCCGCCCAGGCCGCCCACUUGCCCAGCUUCUGCCCUCACCGAGUCACCGUCAACGGCUCUUAGGUCCACCACCGUCACCGGCUCUUAGGUCCACCACCUUCACCGGCUCUGCGGCUCACGUCACCGGGCGCCCACUACGGCGUAGUCUACGAGAAGCUGAACUGCUGAAGCUCCGCCGGACCGCCACUCACCAACUCCGUCGCCAUCUUACUCAGUUACUCUCCAAGGAGACGUUCAGCGGUUCAGGGCUGUAAUCAUGAGAGGAGUUACAUCUGCAAGUGUAGGUGUACCAGCAGAGCAAAAGAACCCUGAAACGGUCACGAAAGCUACUGAUCAGGAAAUGGUCACGAAAGCUUCCGAGCAGGAUCAAAAGCCGAAAAAGAAGAUUUGUUGUGCGUGCCCUGAUACUAAGAAGCUGAGAGAUGAAUGUAUAGUACAGAAUGGUGAAGAUGCUUGUGGCAAGUGGAUCGAGGCGCAUAAGCAGUGCCUUCGUGCUGAGGGGUUUAAUGUUUGAUGAAGAAUUAGUAAUCGGAAGUUUCGAGCUCGUGAAAUUUUGCAAGAUAGGUAUUUCUUUUUUCGGUUUAUACACAUUGUGAUCACAUUUAUGUGAAUAAAAGGUAUAUGUACUAUGUGAGAUGAAUUGUUCUCUUGCAGCUAGAUGACAUAUCUGUUAGACACUUAGGCUCGUGUCAUCUUUGUGAUUUUUUAUCUGAAAUUGAUGGUAUAGACAUGUAAAGAUAUGCUACAUUUUACAUUUGGUUACCUGAUGUUGGUCGAUGAAUAAAUUAUAUGGCACGGUUCAUCUA
Molecule: messenger RNA, 910 nt
Organism: Spinacia oleracea (spinach)
Lineage: Eukaryota; Viridiplantae; Streptophyta; Magnoliopsida; Caryophyllales; Amaranthaceae
Product: cytochrome c oxidase copper chaperone 1
Exons: 2
Coding region: 361-618 (85 amino acids)
Cellular component (GO): mitochondrial intermembrane space
Molecular function (GO): copper chaperone activity; copper ion binding
Source: RefSeq, a predicted model, not a curated record